UCGGGGAGGGGGCGCGGCGGCGGCGGCGGCGGCGGCGGCGGCGGCGGAGCAAGAUGGCGGCGCUGGUGCGGUGCGGCCACCGAGCGGCCCGCGGCCUCCUGCAGCGAGCCGGGCCCUGCAGCCCGCCGGCCGGGCUCCGGGGAUUGACCUCUUCAAGUAAUAGACGUCGAGAAGAUAGCUGGUUAAAAUCCUUAUUUGUCCGGAAAGUUGAUCCAAGAAAAGAUGCUCACUCCAAUCUCCUAGCCAAAAAGGAAACAAGCAGUUUAUACAAAUUACAGUUUCACAAUGUUAAACCGGAAUGCCUAGAAGCUUACAACAAAAUUUGUCAAGAGAUAUUGCCAAAGAUUCAUGAAGAUAAACAUUACCCUUGUACUUUGGUGGGGACCUGGAACACGUGGUAUGGCGAACAGGAUCAAGCUGUUCACCUCUGGAGGUAUGAGGGCGGCUAUCCAGCUCUCACAGAGGUCAUGAAUAAACUCAGAGAAAAUCAGGAAUUUGUGGCAUUCCGGAAGGCAAGAAGCAAUAUGCUUCUCUCUAGGAAGAAUCAGCUGCUGCUGGAAUUCAGUUUCUGGAAUGAGCCUGUUCCACGGCCAGGACCUAAUAUUUAUGAACUUCGAUCGUACCAACUCCGACCAGGAACUAUGAUUGAAUGGGGCAACUACUGGGCUCGUGCAGUUCGCUUCAGACAGGAUAAUAAUGAAGCGGUUGGAGGAUUUUUCUCUCAGAUUGGACAGUUAUAUAUGGUGCAUCAUCUCUGGGCAUACAAGGAUCUUCAGACCAGGGAAGAUAUACGGAAUGCAGCUUGGCAUAAGCAUGGCUGGGAAGAACUAGUAUAUUAUACAGUCCCACUUAUUCAGGAAAUGGAAUCCAGAAUCAUGAUCCCAUUGAAGACCUCCCCCCUCCAGUAAAGCAUCGGAAUUUAGAUAUGCCUACAUAAAUGUAUGUGACAAGUAUUUUUCAUAAAUUAAUUUUAAUUGUAUAUCAAGUGAAAAGCAAGUGUAAACUGCUGUAAAUAGCUUACGAAAGACCUCUUUUUCUUUAAAAUUUCCACAAUCACCAGAAAGGAAACUACUGCAGGUUUAUUGUGGCCGUGCUUUGUAAUGUCCCUUAACACACCUCUUUGUCAAAUUUACCUUAUAAUAUUGAGGCAUCCCUUUCCACCAUCCAGGAAAAGAGGGCCCCAAUUAAAACCUGAUUCAUUUCCAGACAAGAAUCCAACCCUGGGGAAAAGCCAACUGUUACUUCGAAGGAGAAAAUCUGUUUUAUAAUUAGAUUUUUAGACAAAUUUCUUAAAUCAGGAGGAAAUACCUAUUUUGUUAUGUUCUCAAAUAUUUCUGAAUUUCACACUAGGACCAGUAAGGAGUCCACCAAUACUUGAAAUUGCUUUUGUUCACUCAUUGAUUUUUUUUUUUUAUCAGUAGGCAAAGUGAACAAUUUGUUAUUACUAAGAUAGUAGCAAUUGUCAAGAUAUAUUUAAUCAGAAAUUCACUUUUCACAAAAUAUAGUGGGAUGUCUCUAUUUGAAAGGGGAAGAAAUGAAUGGCUUGAAUGUGUAUAUCAUAUGUGAUUUUGAAAUGAAUAUCUUGAAUAGCACUAAUUUUUAUUUAUAAUAUUUUUCUAACAAAUAAGUUGCACUAGAAAAAGAGGUUUUAUUUUGUAAACAAUCAUUUGUGACUUCAUUUUCUAUUGAAUAUUUCAGUAAGCUCACAGCAAAUACUUCCAAGAUCAUGUGUGAUGCAUGUUGAGAUUUAAAUUGGCCUAAAGCUUUGUACUUUGUUUAGUUCUGUUUGAUUUUUUUUAAUAUUAGUGUGCCAAGUUUGUGAUUUAAUCAUGUGAAAAUCCCAUUGAAAUGAAAAAUUAUGUCUAACAUUCAAAUAAUUUUUGUGUAUAAAUCUCAUUUCGAAUGUCAAACUUUUACAUGUGAAUGGUUUUCUCCAAGAACAUAUAAAAGUCAAUAAAAUCUUAAUUUUCACAUA
This is a messenger RNA of Sorex araneus (European shrew), 1975 nucleotides long. RefSeq names its product nipsnap homolog 2 (gene NIPSNAP2). Lineage: Eukaryota; Metazoa; Chordata; Mammalia; Eulipotyphla; Soricidae. Bases 54 to 908 code for a protein of 284 amino acids. The record is from RefSeq and is a predicted model, not a curated record. The transcript has 10 exons. Gene Ontology annotation, cellular component: mitochondrion.